This is a messenger RNA of Opisthorchis viverrini, 1080 nucleotides long. RefSeq lists its product as hypothetical. The transcript has 3 exons. Gene Ontology annotation, cellular component: nucleus; transcription regulator complex. Gene Ontology annotation, biological process: regulation of transcription by RNA polymerase II; regulation of cell cycle. Gene Ontology annotation, molecular function: RNA polymerase II transcription regulatory region sequence-specific DNA binding; DNA-binding transcription factor activity, RNA polymerase II-specific. The coding region runs from base 1 to 1080 and encodes 359 amino acids. Lineage: Eukaryota; Metazoa; Platyhelminthes; Trematoda; Opisthorchiida; Opisthorchiidae. The record is from RefSeq and is a predicted model, not a curated record.
AUGCACAUGUUACAGCGUAGCAUGAAAGUUAUAUCUUCAACUGGUAGCCCAAUUGUCACGGGUGAGCUUUCCGGAGCACCUUCAGUUCCACGAUUACUGACAAUCAGGACACCAGCGCAACUUGCCUCUAGUGGUACAAUUCUUGGCGGGAUUCCCAGUGCUUCUACAGUGCGUCCGGGCACGCUUAUUCUCUCCAGUGCGGCCGGCGCAACUCCCAUCACUCAUGGAGUGGUUAGCAGUGGGGCGCAUCAACCCUCUGAAGACAUCGAGAACACCAUGGUGACUUCCGGAGACGGAAUACAUGCACCACAAAGUGGCAUAGUUGCAACACAAGGUGGAUACUACGACCUUUCCACAGGCCUGCCCGCGUCAGGACCGCUUUCAACCUACUUUCAGCCUCCUAGUCCUCCCGGUCAUGACUCUGGAAAUGAACAAGAGCAAAUGUCAACUGGUUUCAAGACGAAUGGCCUACGACGGUACGCACGUUGUGUGUGUAACAAAGUCAAGGAAAAGGGUGUCACUUCCUACAUCGAGGUGGCUGACGAACUAGUCCAUGAGUAUGCAGCGGAGCAUCCAAUGAUUCCCUCUGAGCAGUUGCAUUAUAUUCAGAAAAAUAUUCGGCGUCAAUCUGGUCCUCGCACUGAAAAGAUUCCUCUACAGUUCUUAGUCAUAUCUACACAGAGAAAGACAGUGAUUGAUUGCAACAUUCCUACUGACAAGCUGAAAUACCUGUUCAACUUUGAUCAGGCUUUUGAAAUCCGUGAUGAAGUCGACACACUGAAGCGAACGGGUCUGAUGCUACGUUUGGGAAGUAUUCAUUGCACACAAGAAGAGUAUAACCAAUGCUUGGAGCUUGUUCCACCAUCUCUGUGGUUCUACGUUGAAGCAAUUUAUGAGCGUCGACAAGCUAUUGCGCCAGACUUUGAGGCCUUGCAUCAACAACGUCGACUAUUUGUCGAGGUGCGUCUAGCUGCCGCUGAGGCGAAUUCAUCCUCUGGACAACAUGCCGAACAUGACGACGAAAUGGUCGAAUUCCUGGCGCUUAGAAUUUUGUACUCAGUUUGCACCGAGCGUUUUUAG